Molecule: messenger RNA, 896 nt
Organism: Prunus persica (peach)
Lineage: Eukaryota; Viridiplantae; Streptophyta; Magnoliopsida; Rosales; Rosaceae
Product: sugar carrier protein A
Exons: 3
Coding region: 1-807 (268 amino acids)
Biological process (GO): transmembrane transport
Cellular component (GO): membrane
Molecular function (GO): carbohydrate transmembrane transporter activity
Source: RefSeq, a predicted model, not a curated record
AUGAUUACGGCGGUUUGGCUGCCAUCUGAGUCGAUCAAGACUAUUCCACUAUACCCAUUAGAGAUGGCGCCGACUCAUCUUCGAGGAGGCUUAAACAUGAUGUUUCAGUUGGCAACUAUGCUAGGAAUCUUCAUAGCAAACAUGGUAAACUAUGGAACACAAAAGCUCGAACCAUGGGGUUGGAGGCUCUCUCUAGGCCUAGCUAUAGUACCUGCUAUAGUAAUGACAGUGGGAGGAAUAUUUUUUCUUGAGACACCAAAUAGCUUAAUUGAACGAGGAAGUAAAGAAGAAGGACGAAAACUUCUGGAGAGAAUCAGAGGAACUGAAAAUGUCAAUGCAAAGUUUCAGGACAUGUUAGAUGCAAGUGAGUUUGCUAGUGCAAUAAAGCACCCUUUCAGAAACAUCCUGGAGAGAAGGAACAUGCCUCAACUAGUUAUGGCAAUCUUCGUGCCAACAUUCCAGAUCCUCACAAGCAUAAAUUCAAUUCUCUUCUAUGCUCCAGUGUUGUUUCAAAGUAUGGGGUUUGGGGGAAAUGCCGCUCUCUACUCCUCUGCUUUAAUUGGAGUAGUUCUUGUUUCGUCUACACUGAUAUCUACUGCAAUAGUUGACAAGCUCGGUCGAAUAGUUUUGCUUAUUAGUGAUGGAAUAAUAAUGAUUAUAUACCAAGUGAAACGAGUCAUAGUUGCCAUAAUCUUGGGGGUCAAGUUCGGUGAGAAUCAAGAGCUAUCAAAAGGAUUCUCAGUAUUGGUGGUGGCAAUGAUCUGCCUCUUCGUGGUAGCUUUCAGAUGGUCAUGGGGUCCGCUAUAAGCUCAUUCUUUCGGAAGGUGGCAGAGAAAUUUGGAUGUGUUUGCUAUAAGGAAUCUGGCGGAGAGAAAGAAGAACAAAAGAAAGAAGAA